UCCUAAUUUUGUCUUUUCCAAUUUCAUACAGUUCUAUAUAUAAAUCAGGAACUCUUAAACCCAUUAUCAACUCUUAAACCCACUCUCAUUCAUUCACUCAUAGCCAUAGGCCACGCCACAAACACUCUCGCUCAUUCUCAGGCAGGAUCAAGUCAGGGGAAGAAUCAUGGAUAGGCUAAAGACCUCGGCACGUCUCAUGAUUGUCUCGGAUCUUGAUCAUACGAUGGUUGAUCAUCAUGAUUCUGAGAACCUUUCUCUGCUCAGUUUUAGUGCCUUGUGGGAAUCCAAUUAUCGUCAUGAUUCUCUGCUAGUUUUCUCUACUGGAAGAUCACCUGUUCUUUACAAGAAGUUGAGGGAAGAGAAACCCAUGUUAACUCCAGAUAUAACAAUAAUGUCUGUUGGAACCGAGAUAACAUAUGGCAACUUAAUGGUGCCAGAUGAUGGUUGGGUUGAAAUCUUAAAUCAGAAAUGGGAUAGGAGCAUAGUCAUAGAGGAAUCAAAAAAAUUUCCUGAGCUCACUCUUCAGGCGGAGACAGAGCUACGAUCACACAAGGUUAGCUUUUAUGUUGAGAAAGACAAGGCUCAGGCUGUGUCGAAGGCUCUUAUGGAGUGUUUUGAAAAGCAUGGACUGGAUGUUAAAAUAAUUUAUAGUGGAGGAAAGGAUUUGGAUAUAUUACCACAAGGUGCUGGAAAAGGGCAAGCUCUUGCAUAUCUGCUAAAAAAAUUUAAGACUGAGGGAAAACUGCCUAAUAACACUCUUGUUUGUGGUGACUCUGGAAAUGAUGCUGAGCUAUUCAGCAUACCAGAAGUGUACGGUGUCAUGGUUAGCAAUGCCCAAGAAGAAUUGCUGAAGUGGCAUGCUGAAAAUGCUAAGAAUAACCCCAAGAUUAUUCAUGCAACGGAGAGGUGUGCAGCUGGGAUCAUGCAAGCUAUUGGUCAUUUUGGCCUCGGCCCAAACAUAUCUCCUAGAGAUGUCACGGACUUUUUGGAAUGCAAGCUGGAAAAUGUAAAUCCUGGACAUGAAGUAGUGAAAUUUUUCUUGUUCUAUGAGAGAUGGAGGCGUGCAGAAAUUGAGAAUUUUGAGCCGUAUCUGGCAAGUCUGAAAGCAUCUUGUGAUCCAUCUGGGGUUCAUGUCGAACCAACUGGCUUUGAACAUUCUCUUUGGGAUAAAAUAGAUGGAAUGAGAUCGAUCUAUGGAGACAAACAGGGAAAGCAAUUUCGAGUUUGGAUUGAUCGGGUGUUGCCCACACAAAUCAGUUCAAACACAUGGCUUGUGAAGUUAGAUAAGUGGGAGUUAUCUGGUGAGGAACGCAAUUGUUGCAAAACCACUGUUAUUGUGAGUUCAAAGGAUGCCACGGUUCCAUCGGAUGGAUUCACUUGGAUGCAUGUGCAUCAGACAUGGUCAGAAGAAGUAACAAAUCUUAAAGAUCAUUCAAGUUCAAUCAACGUAUUCUAGAUUGCUGCGGCUUCAGCUUGACUUCAAGUUCCAGAAUGCCGUACAACUUUUCCUACCAAAUAAAUGUAUCUAGAUGAUACAGUUUAUAUUUUAUAUGUUUUCUUUAUAACAUGGAUGUGAUUGAUUAAGUUAAAAUCGAUGAUUAUACAUAAACUUCGUGGUUGGCUGCAUAUUUAAAGUUUAUGAUUCAUUAUUUGCAUUAUAA
Molecule: messenger RNA, 1661 nt
Organism: Quercus lobata
Lineage: Eukaryota; Viridiplantae; Streptophyta; Magnoliopsida; Fagales; Fagaceae
Product: probable sucrose-phosphatase 2
Exons: 9
Coding region: 167-1456 (429 amino acids)
Biological process (GO): sucrose biosynthetic process
Molecular function (GO): sucrose-phosphate phosphatase activity; magnesium ion binding
Source: RefSeq, a predicted model, not a curated record